This is a messenger RNA of Gordionus sp. m RMFG-2023, 2363 nucleotides long. RefSeq lists its product as uncharacterized. Gene Ontology annotation, cellular component: Golgi membrane. Gene Ontology annotation, molecular function: hexosyltransferase activity. NCBI's taxonomy places the organism in Eukaryota, Metazoa, Nematomorpha, Gordioida, Chordodea, Parachordodidae. The record is from RefSeq and is a predicted model, not a curated record. The transcript has a single exon. The coding region runs from base 1 to 2256 and encodes 751 amino acids.
AUGGUAUAUAAUUACAAAUUUUUCUUCGCGUUCUUGAAGGAAAAGAAAAAUAGAUUUAUAGCCUGCUGCGCACUAAUAGGGUUAACUUUUCUUUUCCUGAUGUACGAUUCGAAUUGGAAUAUAGGAUCUGAUUCCAGCACAAAUUCCUUAGCUUCCGAUCCAAGAUUCUACAAAAAAAAUAUAUGGAAUCAAGUUAAGAGCGCUUUCGAUUUUAGGAAAAACAUUGUUUACGAUCGUAAAAAAAGUAAUGGCUCAUCUAAAGGCUCGAGGUAUAAAACGCCAAAAUUAUUCGACGACACUGGAGGUUUAACAUGGAUGGAAUCUCACGACAUUUUAAAUCAAGUCCUAUCAUCACAGCUGAUUAGCCAAUGUAUUCGUUUAACAAGCUCCCAAUAUCAAUCUCGUAUUUUAAAUUCUAAUCCCUACAUCAGUUUAAAUGCUCAAUAUGCCAGCAAUUUUUUAUGGCGUCAUUUCCGAAACAAUUCUCGUGAACAUCGCGAAAUUUUUUACAAAAUGAUAGCCAGAAAAUUUCCAGUCAUCGAUUUGCCCAAUUUCGAAUAUAAAAUUGACAUACAUUAUCCCGAGUGCGAAGACAAGGAAAAUUUGGAUUAUUUUAAUUAUCCUCGAUAUAAUAUCGAUACACCUGUAUCAAAUGCGAUUCGGGCAUCUGAUAGUGUGGAGAUCAAAGAUUCGCAUAAUUUCUCAUCAAAUAUUCCUUUAACAAAAAAGAUUACUUCCCUUUCUAAUGAGAGACAGAAUUCUCCAAAUUUUAAUGCCGCCAUAGAUUCGAGCACCUAUGAUAAUAGCGAAAAUUCUCAAUCAGUUCGAUCUAAAACUAAAAAGGAAGCGAAACCUAUAAAUCUAAUCGUACUAAUUCAUACGGCUCCUACUAAUUUUGAAAAUCGUAUGUCUAUUCGGAAAUCGUGGGGAUCCAUAAAUUAUAUUAAAAAAAAGAAAAAUAAAGAACCUGCGAAAUCAUCGACUUAUCUAGCAAAUGGUGAAUAUAAAGGACGCUUAAUGGAUUCGAUAUAUAAGGCUUUGAGGGGGGAAGUGGAAUUUGAAGAAAUGAAUAUAAGGCUAGUUUUUCUAACAGCUUUAAAUGCUAUGGAAGUCAAAGAUGAAGAAAGGUUGUUUAACAUGAGAAUGACAUCCCUAAAACCUUUUUCAGUGUCGCAUAAUUCUAGUACCAUAACCCGUACCUCAAGAACUACGGAACCUCGAUUUAACUUCAGUAUAUAUCAACAAUCAACCAGUUUUACACAAAAAAGGCUUAAAAUAGAAGCGCGCAAAUAUAGAGAUAUUGUUCAAGGUAAUUUUCUCGACUCUUACCAAAAUUUGACUUACAAGAUGAUUAUGGGGUUUAAGUGGAUAGUGAGUAGAUGCCCCAAGGCUGAUUACAUUUUAAAGAUGGACGACGAUAUUUAUAUAGAUAUAUUCAAACUUUAUGUGUUGAUUAAUAAAGCAACGUAUUUAAAAAACGUUUAUGACGAUUAUGAAAAAUACCUAAAAACGACACCGCUCGAUGUUGACGAUAUUAAUCAUUUAAUGAAUAAGCUAUUCUUAAAUUCAUUGUCACCGAACACAACUGUAACAAAAACAGAUAUGAUCAAUGGUGUACAAAAAGAAGAUAAAGAAUGGGUCAGUGAUUUACUAACUUCUUUCACCAAUCCAAAACAAACUCUUUCUGUUGAUAAAAAUCUUCAUGAUGUUAAAGUCACCUUAAUAAAUAACACAUUCGCGCAAUCGACAUGCAAGGGUUUAGAGGCGGCUUAUGAAACCCUAGAUACAAACCCUUUCGCCAAUAUGUUGUUAUGCAAUGUAUGGAUCGGAAUGUCGGUUCUACGUGAUAAGUCUUCCAAAUGGUAUGUGAGUGAGAAUGAUUUUGCCAAUAGUACUUUCCCGCCAUAUUGUUCGGGCUGGGGGGUGUUGCUUCCAACUAAUGCUGCCUACAAAUUAAUGUUCAACGCGCCAAAUCUCAAGUAUUUUUGGGUCGACGAUGUACAUGUAACGGGAUCCCUGAUGGCCUACUCCAAGUUAUCGCUAAAAAGACUGAAUUCCCGUUUUACAUUCGAACCUUUUCCUACAGAAAAUGAUCAAGACAUAUCUACGAGGUUCCCGAAUAGCGAAGAGAAUUUUUACAGGCAACUAGGCACGAAUAAAUAUAUGUUUGGACCUGUCUGGGAUGAUUACAACUAUAUUCUAAAGCUAUGGGACCAAACAUUGAAUUUUUACAUGGAUUAUUUUUUGAUAAUAUAAAUCAUGGUGCUUUAAUAAAAGUUAAAGGAAUUAUUAUAAAUCUUUUUUAUAAACAUUUUUGCUUCAAUCGAUUUAUAUUGUUUAUAAGGUUAACAUUAUACUUUACU